AUGAAUUUUGAGCAACCAAGCACCUCAAGAACACAGAAAGAACAGGAAACUACAGCAGCAAGCCGAAACAAAAAAUUGUCUGGCCCAGCUCCCGCAGUCUCUCCUCGUAAGAGCGAUGCCCCACACCCCUCAUCGCUUUCGUGGCCCUCUGCUGCACCCUCUCCAGUGCCUCCUUAUCUUUUCCGUACUGGGGACCCUGUCCGGACCCUGUUGGCUGCAUCACACGCCGAGGCCUGGCAGCUUUUCGGGCCGUCGCCCCCGUCCCGGGGAGAGCGGUUUGCGGAGCUUGGAAGGGAAGGGCGGAGGGCCCGGGAGGUGCCGCCUGCGGGCUUUGCCCGCUGCUCGGGACAGCCUGGGGUGCGCCCGGGGCGAGCGGCGCGGCCGGGCGCGCUGCGCAGCGGGAAAGAUGAUUCUCAAAGACUUCUGGAAAGCUUCAGCACUGAUGAAAAAGAGCACACACUCAUGGAAAGUAAAGCAGAGCCCUAUACAUCAAAAGAGGAAAUGGUGCUGGAGGAAAGCGAGUCUCCUCUGAACAGUAACAUCGCAGCAUUUGCAUUAAAGGCAAAAGUGAUCUAUCCCAUCAACCAGAAGUUUAGGCCUUUGGCAGAUGGCUCAUCUAAUCCAUCUUUGCAUGAGAAUCCAAAGCAGACAAUUCUGCCUAAUCAAGUGGUGGAGACAUCUAUGUCAGGCAGCUUGGGAUCUCUGAGCCAGGGAGACAAAGAGGACUGUAGUUCCUCCACAACAAUACAUUCCACAACAAGCGAUGACAGAUUUCAGGCUCGAGCCUUCCUAAAGGUGGCCAGCUUCCCUGAAGUGCUGACAUGUGAGAGUUUUGAUGUUAAGCUCUGCCUUUGCAGUCUUACUUUAAAAGAUCUCAUGCUUCUUGAUACUGAACUCAGAAAAGAAAAACAUGUGAUGUUUAUUCAGAUUUUUAAGAUAUACCUCACAGAAUUCCAUCGUAAAAAGAAGAUUUCUGAUGGUUUGUUGAAGAAGAUCCUUUUAAAUCAGGAAAAUGAUUUUGAAGAAUUAAAGAAACAACUUGAUUCUAGACUCCGGAAUACUGAGAUGUCAGGAUGCCAUAAUUCAGAGUUCCAGACUCUAGAAGACCUAGAAAGGAGGGAAAGGGAAUAUUCUGAGCAUGUCAUAGAUAAUAUGGAAGCCUUCUGGAAACAGACUGACAAAGCCCAGCAGGAUUUUUUGGACCAAUCAAAAUGCUCAAGUGCCAAAGCAACAAAGAUGAUGAUGGAUCUGACUGAGAAGAUGAUUGCAGUAGAAAGCUUGUUAAGUGAAUCUCAAGACUUGCAGGCGAUGGACAUUCAGGAAAGGUUAUUCAACUGGGAGCUUAUGGUGAAAAUGAUCGAUUCACUGAAGUCCUCUAUACCAGAAGAGUGUAAGGGUAGAUUAAAUACUGUGUCAAAUAUUCUGGAUCACUUAACUGUGAAGAAUAAUCUUUCAGUCCGACAAAAGGAAGAACUUCUAACAGAUCUGCACAAGGCCUUCUGGGAACAGCUGGCACACUACAGUAAUGAAUGCAUGCAGCAAAGUAAAGACCUGAUCUUGAAGCGGCUGGAGCACCGUGCAAAGAAGAAGGAAGGGUUCAAACACAGACAGGAAGCUGAGCAAGAGAGCCUACUUAGCAAAACCUUUCUUACUGAAGAUGUUCAUAAUUUCCUCAAGGCUUACCACAAGCUGAUACAGAAGCACUGGCAAGCACAGUGGGAUCUGGAGGAGGAGGAUGACUGCAAGAGCACAGAGGCUGUUGCCGAUCUCUACAAGGAGCUGUACUCUAAGGCUUCCCAUGCUUUAGAAGAGUUGGUUACAGAGCUGUUUCUUCAGACCCUGCCUGUGGUGACCAGCCUCUCUGUAAGGGAAUGUGAGCUGCUGAAAGAGGAAUGGCAGGAGAAUUUGGUUCCUCAAUUGGAGAAAUGGGAGAGCCACCGCCAGAGACGCUGGAAGCUUUUCCAGGAACAGCUAUUGCAAGAAAAAGAAGUCUGGAUAACAGAAUAUGCUCUGUCUGCUGUGAUGCAAAAGCACCUGUCUGAGAAAGAAGAGAAGAUAAUUCAAGGUGUCGUAAGCAGACUAGGAUGCCUCAGUGAUGCGUCUGUUAGCUAUAUAUUGCAAAAGCACCGACUGCUGCUGUGUUCAGUGCUCAGAAGGUUAACCUUCCGAGGAGCUGGAAUGGCAGCCCUGGCACACAUGCGGCUGUCCAGAAAGAAGAGCUCGCUUCAGGAGCUGAGAGAGCAGCAUACCCUGCAGAAGGGAUCCUCCCUGUGCCAGGAUGAGGACCAGUGGCAGUUACAGAAGGCAGUGGAGUCCCACAUUCGUGAAGAGGAGGAGAAGCUUGAGGAAGAAACACAAGAAAUCAAUUUAGAAUUUCACCAGCAGCUAGUGACAGAAAUCCAAGAAGCUCUUCAGUUUCUUCAGCAGCACAUGGAGCAGGUGAUUGGGCAGACACUGCUGCAGUAUGCCAGAGGGGAAGCUGAAAAAAAGAGUUCAGAUGAUGGACAGGACUUCAAGGAGAGACUGGUGGAAUCUGCUGUUGAAAGUGUGUAUGGGACCAGCAAUAAUAUCAAUAGACUGGUGCAAAACUACUACCAGCAAUUAGGAAAAAUCACAGAAGGCUAUGAAGGAAAAAAGCUUCAACAUCUGAAAUCCUUACAAGCAGAAAGAAAUGAAAGGAUCAGACUGAAGAAUAAAGAGAAUGAACUGGCAUUGAAAGAAAUACACACCAAAGGCCUCCUAAAUGUGUCAUCCACAGUCCACCAAAGGGUAGUGCUACAGCAAAACAAGAUUUUGGCUCAGUUUGAACUUCAGCAACAAAUUCGCCUGGGGUCUCUGAAACAGAAGCUGCUGGGAUUGCACCGCCUAGGAACCGAGCUGGAGAAUCAGCUAAGGGAGGCAGAGCAGGACUUUGUGAGUGAGUUGGCUGUGCUGACCCGAGUUCCACUGACUAUGAAGAAGAAACCUUCCAAAAGGAGCAAGCCAGCAGUUGAAAAAGCAAAUUCCAAAAGACAGACCUUCCAGUCACCCGAACCAGCAGAAAAAGAUGAUUCUCAUGAAAAUAUUCAAGAGCACCAUGGAAUAACUUCUGGCUUAUGCAGAGAGAUGCCACAGAGUUCACAUGAAGGGGAGACUGAACCAAGGAAAAGCUCAAAGAUGUUAGAAAAGAAAGGCAGCAGGUAGUAAAAGCCUUUGUCUGAGCUGUCUGAACACAGUGUACCAGGGCAUUCUUCUGGGGAAUCUCAGCAGCUAUAGGUACUUACUGAGUUGCUUUGCUGAGGAACAGCAAGGAAAAUCAAUAAUAACCCAUAAAUCUUUUUUAGCUGCAGACCAAGAAUCAAUCCCAACUUCCUUUAGCUGUUAAUAAAACAUUCCCUCUUAGCUUUGGUAAGAGGGAACAAGGAAGUCUUUAAUACAAGCUCUUUGAGAUUGCUUGGCUAAUAUGCUGGGGAGACAGUUUUAGAUUUGGAAUAAAAAUGAGGAAAGUGCACUUGUAGGAGAAGGGAUGCACGCUGGGCCCAGGUCAGUGUAUCUCAGUAAGGUUUCAUCACAAUAGUCAUGUACUGUUUAUUUUUGAGCCUGAGAUGUGGUACAUUUUUUGUGAGUGCUACUUUGGCCUAACAAAAAGACAUAAAAAUGUAUAGAAUAUGUAAACAGGCUUCAGAUGGUACUGGUACAUCAAAAGAUGACAUUUGGUGUCUCUUUUGUUAAAUUUUUGUGCUUUCAGUCCUAUGUAUGCUUUUAAAAUUUGUACAAAGAUUUUUAUAUAUUUCUCUGCCUUUGUCUUAGAAUUCAAAUUGUUACUUUCAGAGAAAAUGAGAGAAAACUGGUUUACUCUUUCACUUUUUAUACUUCAGUUUCUGGUCUUCUUCCUUAAGUGCACUCUUUUGUUUCCAAUAUACUUUGUUAUGCUCAUUACAUUUCCUUUGGGAAAUUCUUGUUAUGCAAAGCAGUUAGUUCUUACUGGCUGUACAGAGCACCUGUAUUGUGUAAUAAAUUGCCCCACUUAAGCUGUCCUGCAGUUUUCAUGAAGUGGGAUUA
Messenger RNA from Ficedula albicollis (Collared flycatcher), 4041 nucleotides. RefSeq names its product EvC ciliary complex subunit 1 (gene EVC). Gene Ontology annotation, biological process: smoothened signaling pathway. The transcript is spliced from 23 exons. The coding region runs from base 1 to 3183 and encodes 1060 amino acids. Lineage: Eukaryota; Metazoa; Chordata; Aves; Passeriformes; Muscicapidae. The record is from RefSeq and is a predicted model, not a curated record.